CGGUGUUGUUGGAGAUGAGAUACACAUUAUCCUCGUGCAUUCUUUGAUUUUUCGUCUCAAUAAUUAGUAGUCGUGAGAAAAAGGUACAUCAUGCCUAAUAAUUUGUAUAUCCAUCUUGAUUUUCACCUUCAAAUCAAACCAACCAAUAAUCGACUUCGACAGUUGUACUGCUGCUUUCUGAAAGAUGAUGCACAGUCACACACAAGAGAAUGAGAAUGAAGGUGGUGAAGAGACGAACAUGGCAGCUUGGCUUCUUGGAAUCAAGAACCUGCAAAUUCAACCUUACCAUCUUCCUCCUCUAGGCCCUAACGAUGUAAAAGUCGAGAUCAAGGCUCUCGGAAUUUGUGGGAGUGAUGUUCAUCACUUCAAGAACAUGCGAGUUGCCAAUUUCAUAGUGAAAAAACCAAUGGUAAUCGGACAUGAAUGUGCUGGAAUCAUCAAAGAAAUCGGGCACAACGUGAAAAGUGUAGCAGUGGGUGAUCGAGUAGCCCUGGAGCCUGGUAUCAGUUGCCAAAUCUGUAAUCUUUGCAAAAAUGGAAGGUACAAUUUAUGCAAAAAGAUGAAGUUCUUCGGUUCUCCCCCAACCAACGGCGCUCUUGCAAAUCAGGUGAUUCAUCCUGAAAAUCUGGUGUUUAAGCUACCUGAUAAUGUGAGCCUGGAAGAAGGUGCCAUGUGUGAGCCACUUAGCGUUGGUGUACAUGCUUGUAGACGGGCCAAUGUGAGCCCAGAUACUAAAGUCUUGAUCUUCGGAGCUGGGCCUAUUGGGCUUGUAACCAUGCUGGCAGCCCGUGCAUUUGGAGCACCCAAAAUCAUCGUUGCUGAUGUCGAUGAUCUUCGAUUAUCAUUCGCAAAGGACCUUGGUGCAGAUGCCACCAUUCAAGUCUCGAAAAACAUCCAGGAUAUAGAAAAGGAAACAAGAAAGAUUUUGGAAGCCAUGGGUGAGAGUGUGGACAUAAGCUUUGACUGUGUUGGGUUUGAUAAAACAAUGUCAACGGCUCUGAAUGCCACCCGGGCUGGUGGUAAAGUCUGCCUUGUGGGAUUGGGACAGACUCAGAUGACCAUCCCUUUGGUUGCUGCAGCUUCAAGGGAAAUUGAUGUUAUUGGGAUAUUUAGAUACAGAAACACAUGGCCACUAUGUAUUGAGCUUCUGAGAACCAAAAAGAUUGAUGUGAUGCCACUUAUAACUCACAGAUACAAGUUUACACAACAAGAUGUCGAGAAAGCAUUUGAAACAAGUGCUCAGGGUGGUAAUGCAAUUAAGGUUAUGUUUAAUCUUUGAGGUUGAUUUGUUAAAGUAUGUUGUAUAGGGACUAGACAAUAAAUAUUAUUGUACACUAAGUUUUCUUAUAUGUAUACUUUUGUAAUGUAUGUUUUGUAUCCGAAAUUCUCUCAAACUUGCAAACAACUCCAGCCUAAUGGUUUAAACACAUCACCUUUUUUUAACAACUUUCUCAUUUUCAUAGCAUCAUCCCAUCUCUCAGCACUUGCAUAAAUGUUUGAUGAAAGAACAUAAUUCCCACUGUUAUCAGGAUCCAAUUCAAGGAGUCUGUUAGUGGCAAUCUCUCCUAUGACUAUGUUUCCUUGAAGCUUACAAGCACCUAGUAACAUCCUCCAUAUUAUCACAUCCGGAUCCAUUGGCAUUUCUUUCAUAAACUCAUAUGCUCUUUCAACAUCACCUGAUCUACUCAACAUAUCAACUACACAUCCAUAAUGUUUCAUUUCUGGAUGCAAUCCAUAGUCUCUUUUCAUGCUCUCAAAAUACUCCAAACCUUUAUCCACCAUGCCAGCAUGAGCACAAGCAAGCAACACCCCUACAUAUGUUCCAUGACUUGGCUUAGUGUUCUCCAUUAACAUAUUGGAGAAGAGGUCAAGGGCGUAAUUGGCAUUUCCAUUCACAGCAAGUCCUGAAAUGACUGAGGUCCAGGAAACUGAAUCUUUGUGUUCCAGUUUUUGAAACACUUCUAAUGCCUUCUCUGUUGAGCCACAUUUACAGUACAUAUCGAUCAAAGAGUUCCCAACGUAUAAAUCCUGUUUUAUGUUGUUUUUACAAAUGUAGUCAUGGACGGAUUUGCCCAUAUCGAUUGAGCCUAGAUGAGCACAUGCAGAGAGCACGCUAGCAACUGUGAUUUCAUCAGGUUUAAUGUUUGUGUUCAUCAUGUCGAUAAAGAGAGUUAAUGCAUCAGAGAAUUGAGAACUUUGAGAGUAACCAGUGAUCAUCGUAGUCCAUGAAAUGACAUCUCUUUUUGGCAUUUUAUCAAAUAGCUUCCGUGCAUCUGUUAAGUCGCCUGCUUUUGCAUAACCUGAGAUCAUGGCAUUCCAGGAAACCACAUUCUGUUCCUCCAUUUCAUCAAAUACUUCACGAGCCAAAUCCAUUGAACCAUGUCUUCCAUGCAUAUCGAUUAAAGUGUUUCCAAGGUAAACAUCCAUUUUUAUGAUAUUAUCUUUAAUGUACUUAGCCAUGGACAAUCCGAUGCUCUUGUCACCAAUGUUGAUGCAUGCUAAUAUAACCUUCACCAUUGUUACUGAAUCAGCGAUCAGAUCAGCUUCUUGGAGAAGAUCAAAAAGACGUAAAACCUCUUUAUAUCUGUUAGAUUGACUAUACCCACAAAUCAUGGAGUUCCAAGAAACCAAGUCUCUCUCAGGCAUUUCAUCGAACACUCUCUUCGCACAUUCCAACUGCUUACAUGAAGCAUACAUAUGAAUUAGUGAGUUGCAAACAUAAAGAUACGAUCUGAACCCCAUCUUAAACGAAUGUGCGUGAAUUUUUUCUCCAUAGCUAGCAUCUUGAGCACGACCACAAGCUUUUAAAACAUAUAUAGAGGUCAGGUUAUUUCCUAUCAAUCCUCGGUCGCGCAUUUCAUCAAACAAAUGGAGUGCAAAAACAGGACGAUCGCUCUGCGCAAAGCAUCGGAUCACAAUGUUCCAGAUAGACAAAGUGGGUCUUUCAAUUUGGUCAAAUACGAAAAGGGUCCUCUGCAGAUUACUUGGCUGAAGAGAAUAGGAUUGGAUUACGGGAAAUAUUGAUGAUGGGUCAGUGUGGAGAUGGGUUUUAAUCAACCGAGCGUGAAGCUCUUUAACGAAUACCAAUUUCUCCAUCAACCCACGAUUUAAUCAGGGAUCGCUGAAACAGGGGAACUUGCAAUUUACGUCUUCAUUAAGUUAAAAUAGAAUCACUGUUGGCAGUUGAAUAGCGACAUCUUGAUUUAGGGUUUAUAAUGGUCACUUGAGUGGAAGAGACUUGGUGUCGUGCUCGAAGAUAUGAGAUAAACAUGCCACUUGUGGUGAAGGUUCUGUUUGUUUCUCUCGGAAGAUGAAAG
This is a messenger RNA of Lactuca virosa, 3317 nucleotides long. The record is from the annotation of a GenBank genome assembly. NCBI's taxonomy places the organism in Eukaryota, Viridiplantae, Streptophyta, Magnoliopsida, Asterales, Asteraceae.